UGUAAGUGCGUGCACAAGCCAGCUGGCUCACUCUGCAGAGUACCAAUAUUCACUUCGGUAACAUGUCCGACUACGCUCAGACUGAACAGGGGUCUGAACCCAGACCUACAGAUAAUGACACAGAGGUACCACAUGAGGAACUCCAUGCCAAAAGGGUUGGCUGGGGCCCCCAAGACAUGGGGCCUCGAGAGCGGAGAGAUCUAAGUCCGCGGGAUCUUCGCGAUCUUGGGCCCAGGGAGUAUGAACCCCGCGAAGUAGGGCCGCCCGAAGAACGCAGAGAUCUGGACCCUAGGGAAGCCAGAGAUCUUAGUCCCAGGGGACCGCGGGAUCUAGGCCCGCCUGGCGACUACGAGCCUCGCAAUCUCGGGCCCAGGGAGUACGAGGAAGAAGAAGACGAGUAUUACCGCAGAUCGAGAAGGCCCGAUGACGGGUCGUGGGGACCUUCUGACCAGAAUGGCCCAGAGGGAGGCGAGACCAUGCACCAGCACACUCACCACUCUGAGGAUGGGCCCGCUGGUAUGGACCCUGAGGGACUCAUCGAGACCAACUGGGACGAGGUAGUUGAUAAUUUUGAUGACAUGGGUCUUCGUGAGGACCUACUAAGAGGCAUCUAUGCCUAUGGCUUUGAGAAGCCCUCUGCUAUCCAGCAGCGAGCCAUUUUGCCUUGCUGCCAAGGCCGUGACGUGAUUGCGCAGGCCCAGUCCGGUACGGGAAAGACGGCCACGUUCGCUGUUGCCAUCCUCCAACAGCUGGCCAUGAAGGCAGGAAAUGCCGGGAGAAACUGCCAAGCCCUGGUGCUGGCACCCACUCGUGAGCUGGCACAACAGAUCCAGAAGGUAGUGCUGGCCCUUGGCGACUACAUGAACGCCCGCUGCCACGCCUGUAUCGGAGGCACCAAUGUGCGCUCGGACAUCGCAGCCCUGGAGGAGGGCGUCCACAUCGUGGUGGGCACGCCCGGCCGCGUGAACGACAUGAUUGGCAGGAGAGCUCUCAACACCUCGGAUGUGAAGCUGUUUGUGCUUGACGAGGCUGAUGAGAUGCUGUCUCGUGGUUUCAAGGACCAGAUCUACGACAUCUUCAAAUUUCUGCCAUCUGACAUUCAGGUGAUCCUUCUGUCUGCCACCAUGCCCAGCGACGUGCUGGAGGUCACGACCAAGUUCAUGCGCAACCCCAUCCGCAUCCUGGUCAAGAAGGAGGAACUGACCCUGGAGGGUAUCAAGCAGUUUUACAUCAAUGUGGAACGUGAGGAAUGGAAGCUGGACACCCUGUGUGACUUGUACGAGACCCUCACCAUCACCCAAGCUGUCAUCUUCUGCAACACGCGGCGGAAAGUGGACUGGCUGACUGAGAAGAUGUCUGGCCGGGACUUCACGGUCUCCGCCAUGCACGGCGACAUGGACCAGCGCGAGCGCGACCUGAUCAUGCGAGAGUUCCGCUCGGGAUCCAGCCGUGUCCUCAUCACUACUGACCUGCUGGCCCGUGGUAUCGACGUGCAGCAGGUUUCCCUUGUCAUCAACUAUGACUUGCCAACAAACAGAGAAAACUAUAUUCACAGGAUUGGACGAGGUGGUCGUUUUGGUCGCAAGGGAGUGGCCAUCAACUUUAUGACAAUGGAGGAUUGUCGUUGUCUGAAGGACAUUGAGCAGUACUACAAUACCCAGGUUGAGGAGAUGCCCAUGAACGUGGCUGAUCUGAUCUAAUCGGAUAGCGUUGACCGCCGUGCUUUCCAGCUCGCCAUUAUUUCCCUCUCGUUUUCCCGUCUCCGCUCACAGGGAUUGGUCGGAGGUUGUGUCUGAUAUUGAAUAUUGCAUUGACGGUAGCCCAGGAAAGCAUUUGGAGGCGUCUCGCUAUUAAUAUUGCGCCAUCGAUUCCUCUUGAUGAUAAAUAUUUAAAAGUUGAAGAGGUCUUGCUGCGCCGUGUACAUUGCCGUACACCCAGCAAGGCUCUGAACAUAUUGUACAAGAGUCCGUGUAAACUUGGACAGCUGUAUUGUACUAGCUCCGUAGGUAGUUGAUCACAUUAUAGUUAUAUCUAUCAUUGCUGUCUUGUCGAGUUAUUAUUUUUGGGUAGUGGCAAUCGUACAGUGUAUGUACGUAUUCUAGAGAGGAUUAAAGACUACCUGUAACGUUUGUGUCGCCUUGGAAAGAAGAUGGCGUUACCUGUAGAAAUGGGAGGGGUUUCAGCACUGUACUGUGCGGAUUGCCACAGGCUUCGAGUAUGUAGUGAAAAAGCCAGGUAUUGUAAGGCGUAUUUUGAUUCUGAAUGUAACAUGAUCAGUGUUUACAUGUCACUUUGUAUAAUUCUGAACCAUAGAUUCAGUAAAAAUUCUUUAGUCUUCAA
Branchiostoma floridae (Florida lancelet) is the source of this 2340-nucleotide messenger RNA. RefSeq names its product eukaryotic initiation factor 4A-I-like. Bases 63 to 1700 code for a protein of 545 amino acids. NCBI's taxonomy places the organism in Eukaryota, Metazoa, Chordata, Leptocardii, Amphioxiformes, Branchiostomatidae. Gene Ontology annotation, molecular function: ATP binding; RNA binding; RNA helicase activity. The transcript is spliced from 12 exons. The record is from RefSeq and is a predicted model, not a curated record.